Brettanomyces bruxellensis is the source of this 753-nucleotide messenger RNA. RefSeq names its product ribosomal protein S5 (gene RPS5). The transcript has a single exon. Bases 1 to 753 code for a protein of 250 amino acids. Lineage: Eukaryota; Fungi; Ascomycota; Pichiomycetes; Pichiales; Pichiaceae. Gene Ontology annotation, molecular function: rRNA binding; mRNA binding; structural constituent of ribosome. Gene Ontology annotation, cellular component: cytosolic small ribosomal subunit; ribosome. The record is from RefSeq and is a predicted model, not a curated record. Gene Ontology annotation, biological process: ribosomal small subunit assembly; translation.
AUGUCUGAAGAACAGAAGCCAGUCGAAGAACAACCAGUGGAGGAAGUUCCAGCCGAGGAAACUCCAGUUGAAGAAGCUCCAGCUGAAGAAGUUGAAGUUGAAGAAGAAGUUAUUGCAGAGCCAGAACCAGAGUUCAAGUUUGUUGAGUUGGCUACACCAAUCCCAAAGAGCAUCCAGACCGGAGCCAAGGAGGUUAAGUUGUUCAACAAGUGGUCUUUUGAGGGAAUCACUGUCAAGGACAUCUCAUUGGCUGACUACAUCCAGGUCAGACAGCCAAUCUUUGUUCCUCACACUGCCGGAAAGUACGCCAACAAGAGAUUCAGAAAGGCACAGUGCCCUAUUGUUGAGAGAUUGACCAACGCCAUCAUGAUGAACGGAAGAAACAACGGUAAGAAGCUCAAGGCUGUGAGAAUCGUCAAGCACUCUAUGGAGAUCAUUAAUGUCAUCACUGACCAAAACCCAUUGCAGGUUCUUGUUGAUGCCAUCGUUAACACAGGUGCAAGAGAAGACACCACCCGUGUUGGUUCUGCCGGUGCCGUCAGAAGACAGGCUGUUGAUGUUUCCCCAUUGAGAAGAGUCGACCAGUCCAUCUCAUUGUUGACUACUGGUGCUAGAGAGGCUGCUUUCAGAAACAUCAAGACCAUUGCUGAGUGCUUGGCCGAGGAGUUGAUCAACGCUGCCAAGGGUUCUUCUACUUCCUUCGCUAUCAAGAAGAAGGAUGAGUUGGAGAGAGUUGCCAAGUCCAACCGUUAA